Molecule: messenger RNA, 650 nt
Organism: Ceratina calcarata
Lineage: Eukaryota; Metazoa; Arthropoda; Insecta; Hymenoptera; Apidae
Exons: 3
Coding region: 189-602 (137 amino acids)
Source: RefSeq, a predicted model, not a curated record
UGCUGAACCAUAAUAGUUACAAUCCCCAAAAGUUGGACGAGGACGAUUUUGCCGAGCUUUUGGGAAGCAAGAUCGUUCCCGAGAACGUGAGCGCUAAGCUAGCGCAUGAACGACUGUACAAAGAGAACCGUGCCAAUUGGAAUGCCAAUUAUUUGCCAGAGAAUCCGCGACAGAGCAACGGGAACUGGAUGCUGCCGGCGUGGAACGAGCCGCCUAUAAGCUGGUCGCACCAGCAGCCGCAGACGAACCUUAAGAACGAGCGAAAAGCGUCAGCGAAACAGCAUUACUUCAGCGUGACGCGGUACGCCGCGGGUCAAAGUGCGAGCUUAUCGUCCAGAAACGGUGAGGGCGACCCGAGCAGGCUUAAGUUAAUGAGGAACCUCGUCGGCCAGCCGUUGGAGAAGUACGAGGAGUUCACCGACUCUUUUUGGAUACCUAGGAACUCCGUCGACAACCAGGCGAGGCAGUAUUACUUCCCACGGAAUCGGUACAUCAGCGACCAGACUCUGCGGCUACCGUACCCCAGCGUUUACGGUACGCAGGCUAUCAGUGAGUAUCCGAAACCAGACUCGAGUCAUCAUUAUUUGGACCGUUUAUUUUGAAAGUGGUGUAAGUCCAUUUUUGAGAAAAAUGAGAUAUCACGUAAUUCG